UCUCAUCGCUGCUGUCUGGGGGAGCAUGGAUGAAGCUCCAGUGGUCUGCCCACGUGCCCCCCACACUCCAGUCCGUGCGCAUGAUGUCCUUGGCGGAGAUUACACAGCGGCUACAGAACGGCUCCAAGCCACUGCUGGCAGCUGUAUUGGGCAAGCUGGAGCCCGAUGGAAAGCCGCUGCGCGUCCACGACCAAGACGUCAUGGCGUGGAAGAACACCGUCUAUGAGCAUUCAUCCGCGCGCACGUCAGGCAUUUGGUCUGCCAAGAGGUCAAAAUUGUCGCAGCAAGAGAGCGUGUGCAACAUGGUCUUCCGUGACCAUUCAUCAAGUGCUCAGGUUGAAGGAGGGAGUUGGGAGCUGCCAUAUCAGGUCACCAACAACAACUUCCAGCCCGCAAACGUGGGUGUCGUUGCGGCGCUCUUCUCGUCUGUGGCGGGACGGUCCAUCGUGGGAUACGAGACUGUUGAUGAGACGGUGCCUGUUGGCCUCAACGUCCUUGGCAUCGGCGAGUUUUACUUGACGAGCCGCGGGCUGAUGAUGCGCACAAGCGGCAGAGGCGUCAGUUUGUUUACCCGCGACACGCUGCAAGAUGUCAUCAACAGUGCGCAAGCGCGGGCGUCGCUGUGGCGUGUGAUGCUGCUGCUGUGCGCGACGCUGGGCACGCUGUGCGUGGUGGCGAUUGUCCGCUCUGAACUGCGGCGUCUCCAUACCCAGCAGGAGCGCGCGAGGCAGAUGGCACGCAUCAUGCAGGCGCGUGCACAGCAACAACACGCCGUGCGCCAACACAGGGCACAGCAGCAGGAGCGGCGACAGGUGCUGCGACAACACCGCGCACAGCAAGAGCAAGCGGCACGAGAUAGCGACGAAGCAAACGAAUCCCCCACAAACUGCAACGUCUGUCUCGACAAUGCCUGCGACACUGUGAUUGUGCCGUGCGGACACAUGUGCAUGUGCUCCAUGUGCGCUGAUCGGUUGCUGGACUUGCCACGGUCACAGCACCGCUGCCCCGUCUGCCGAACACACGUCGACAACAUCAUCCCCGUGUUUCGAUCGUGACCACGGUUGGCGGCUGUGCUUGCGCCACUCUCGAGCUGUGAGUACACACACACACACACACACACACACACACACACACACACACACACACACACACACACAC
Salpingoeca rosetta is the source of this 1158-nucleotide messenger RNA. RefSeq lists its product as uncharacterized. Gene Ontology annotation, biological process: protein ubiquitination; organelle organization. The record is from RefSeq and is a predicted model, not a curated record. Bases 30 to 1055 code for a protein of 341 amino acids. NCBI's taxonomy places the organism in Eukaryota, Choanoflagellata, Craspedida, Salpingoecidae. Gene Ontology annotation, molecular function: ubiquitin-protein transferase activity. The transcript is spliced from 11 exons.